Schizosaccharomyces japonicus yFS275 is the source of this 4250-nucleotide messenger RNA. Its product is annotated as poly(A) polymerase Cid12. The record is from RefSeq and is a predicted model, not a curated record. The transcript has a single exon. Gene Ontology annotation, biological process: siRNA-mediated pericentric heterochromatin formation; regulatory ncRNA-mediated heterochromatin formation; priRNA 3'-end processing. Gene Ontology annotation, cellular component: nuclear RNA-directed RNA polymerase complex; nucleus; pericentric heterochromatin. Gene Ontology annotation, molecular function: poly(A) RNA polymerase activity. The coding region runs from base 185 to 1258 and encodes 357 amino acids. Lineage: Eukaryota; Fungi; Ascomycota; Schizosaccharomycetes; Schizosaccharomycetales; Schizosaccharomycetaceae.
CUCUAUUAUCUCCAUGCAAAAAUUAUUACGAAAGAUACAUAAUUUUUUAACUGAAAUUGCUCUGCAUCCUGUAAUACUUGUCUUGUAACUGAAAACAGUGAUUGUUUUCACCGUAAUCGAUUGUCUCCGCCUAGGUUUAUUCCAUACAGCGCGAGUUGUAAAGUCCAUGUACUGGUAGAAUAAAAUGGGCCGUUUACUCGUAGAUCUUGAAGAAGCGCCUUGGAAUAAUGUAUCUCUAACUGAUGAUGAAAGAAUAAACGCGUUCAUACAAUUCAUUCAGUGUACCCCGGACGAACAAGCUUACCGAGAAAGAUUGCUGCAAAGGAUAGAGGAACUCGUUAAAGAAAUAUGUCCGGAUGCAAAACUCGAGUUCUAUGGAAGCAUGCGUACAAAAACCGUUAUUCAUUCAAGCGAUAUCGACAUAAAUAUGUUUCAACCGAAAGUGGGCGAGAUUCAAAAACGUCGAAUUGUACUAUCGAUACGCAAACACUUGUCAGCUGGAGCAGAAUUUCAUGCAACUGCCCGUGUUCCUCGGAUCUUUUUUCGAGAUAAGAGCGGUCUGAGUGUGGAUAUCACGUUUGACAAUGCAUCUGCCAUAAGUAGUGCUAACUUACAAAAUGAGUACGCCGACAAUCAUCCUGUAUUCAGAAAACUGUUUAUGCUAUUAAAACAUUGGCUUUUUGAGCGACGACUGGAUCAUGUCUAUAUUGGCGGACUUGGAAGUUCUGCCUUGAGUUAUAUGAUUAUCGGCUGGUUAGAAAUGCAGUAUCACAAAAAGAAUAUAUCAGCUGAACAGAUUCCUCUUCGAGAAUUAUUGCAACAAUUUUUUGAUUUCUGGGGCAACAAAUGGGCUUACGAUGUUUUCGUAUUGCGGCCUCUGACGGGUCAGCUUGUGACAAAACAAUCAAAAGGAUGGACUGUUGAUGCACGGCCUGAAUUACUAUCCAUUGAGGAUCCUAUUGAUCGCACGAAUGAUGUUGCAAAACAGAGUUUUCAAAUUAAAAUGAUUCGGGCGGCUUUCGUUGCCAGUGCAAUCGAGUUAGGAACGGACAAAUGGGCCAACGCAUUUGCCAUCACAUUUGACGAAGUCAAUAUGCAUCGAGACUUUCGAGAAGUUUUACAUGAGCAGAAAGCGAUUGUCGAUUAUGGCAAUAGUUCUGACGAGGAAAAUAUCCAAGAUGAAGAAAACGAAAACGAUACCGCUAACAAAAACGUUGAUUCAAUGGAUGUUGAUGUUGACGUAGCUACAGCUGUUUGACAUGGAUAACAAACUGCUGCGUAUGGUACUUUUCAUUUGAACGAUAGUUUCAUGCAUACUCGAACAUCUAUGCCAACUAUCACAUCUUUUUGCACAUAUACCACCAUUUCCUACGCAUAGUUCGUUCUUUUCUCUUUUUGUUUCAUUGAUUUGAUUUUCUAUUACCUACUUAAGUUGCUUGGAGACAAACAUAACGUCCUCGUUUCCAUUCUUAGGGGGCUGUGAAGUGAAGCCUUUGUGCAUAAACCAGCCAAUGGCCUCUUGAUCGUCCUUGUUGAUGUAAACAUACAUCUCCUUAGCAGAGAUGUUUGAUGCUUGUUCCAACGCAUGCUCGAGCAGCUUGGAACCAACGCCUUGGUUGUGAUAAGCAGGGAGAACACACAAAGAGUUAAUUUGCAGCUUUGGUUGCUUGUGACUACUGUCCUUCUUGCAUCUUACAGCGCCGACGCAAAUCUGGUUGAAAUAUGCAAAUUGAGCUAAGUCACCGAUAGCGGGCGAGUCCUUAUAAAAUUGAGCUGAAAACUGUGUCGUUGGUAAACAGACAGAGUUAAUCGUUUCCAAGACCUUAACGUUGUUUUUCGUCACAGAAUCAAGCUCAAUCAUACCGAACGAUACAGAUUCCUCUAGUCCCAGGCUGCUUGGGUACUGUUUAAACACCUAAGGACACAUAUACUAGUUGAAGUUCAUUCAGUGAAAAACGGUAAGAUUCAUUAUUUGAAAUAAGGAAGUGCGCUAUGGAUUGAAAGAGUGAAAUUGACAAAAAUAUGAGAGUUAUUAAAGGAUAAUGUCUUUUUCUUCUGUGUCUGGUGUCUUAGCUUGUGUCAUUUGGGUCAUGGAUGUGACGAUGUCUUCGCUCUUUUGAGAAGAUCUAAUAGUUUCAGUUGGUUGCAAUUGUUCUUCAUAGGUUGCUUGGCAUUUCUUAAGCCAUUUGGGCUCCCAUCUUGCGGACGUAAGAGCCGUUAACAGCAUUUCAAUUGCAUUCCAAAGCGACCAGAACGUGAACACGACGAAUAUUAGUCCCUGGAUAAUAAUUAGUACAAUGCCUAUUAUAGUCCGGGCAAUUGACGAUAAAUUCCAGGCUAAGGGAGUCACUAAGAUGAUAGAGACGAGCUUUGUUACUUCACAUAAGUAUGAACAUACUAUGUUCUUCCGUCCACAGAAUGGCUUAAGUGAGAAAACAGCAGUAGCCCAUAUUACCUGAAACACAAGCAACAAUAUAACCUGGAUCUUUGGCUUUUCUUGGGCAAGACCUAGCACCAAUGACUGGGCAAGGAUGUUUAAAAGUUGAAGGAAUGAAAAUGACCAGGCUUCUUCACGAAACGGAAGAUACAUCCAUCCCCACCAAGUAUACCCGUUUGGAUGACUAAAAAGCAGGACUCUCGGAUUUCCCAGUGUUUCCAAACUACAUUUGGCCAACGCGGUAAUUCGAAUUGCUGACCAUGUAAACAGAGCGACAAGUGCAACCAGCAGUAAGGCUGCCAGCAGAAUUGGACCCCAUGCUUCUUGCAGCGAGAAUUCGUAAAAAAUCAACACGGCUAUUCCGGGAAGUGCCAUGAGUAACUGUCUCAGGUUAGAUAUCGUUACAGUAUUUUCUUAUAUGUACUGUGGCAUGCGUACCCAUUUCGCAACAAACGAAAAUGUCACUCGAAUCCAGUACUUUCGGACAAAGACUCUUGAAUCUUUUUGUGCUAGCUUGGUUUUUGUAAUGAUAGCCAUAAAAAGUUUGAAAGUGACAUUCAUCGCAACAACUAUACCAAUUGAGAUUAGGAGCCAAAAGAAAGUGUACAUGAACAGGUUAGUAAAAACCGUCCCUCUGUCAAUGGCUAACGAGUGAAAACCUCGGAAUAUCCCUGGCAUUUGUGCUAGUCGUGGCACACUAAUGUCUGUGCCAUCAUCCAAGCUCACUGUUUGGAAUGUCUGCAGCUUGUGCAUGUCUGUUUGAUUGCGGAAUCUGUUAAUUGUAUUUUCCAUAACGCUUGUAAUUGUGAAUCCCAAGGUCCAAGCAAAAUUACUAGCCCACGCCGUAAAUAUUCUUGAAUGUUGUACGCCAACAGCUGCUAUCAAAGGAAUUGUCUGAAACAGGGUAAUCACUUGUAAGCCGGUUGGUAUGGAAUGAGUGAUUGUUGUGUGAGCGAAACUGAUGCUUCUUCCUGUGCAAAUAAGUAGGAAACCAAUACUUCCAAUAAAACUUAAUCCUACUGCUGCUGCUGAUACAGCUACAAUGGCACGAUUACGAAACGUGUGCUUAUUUGCCAAGGAGGCAACCAUACAAGCAAUGGGUUGUGCUUCGCUUGCAGCCUGCUCUAAUGGCAAACUUGCAUUAAGGUCCUCCUUUUUUAAUACGCGGAAUGUGACGAGACCUUCAAAGUCAGGAAUUGACCAUGCUAUACUUGGAAUAGUAUCGGCGUCUUGCGGGCUUACAGGUAAAACUCCCUGUGCGAACAUAUUUUGAUCUUUCGUUACAGGACAAAAUGAAUCAAGAUUAAUUUCACAGGGAUCAAACACAAAUCGCGAGCGUCGUGCUCCAUAUGCCAGUAUUGAAAUGUCUAAUGUGGCAUUCAUAUCAACCGAGCUCCUUCCAUAAAUAUUGAACACAAUAGAGAAAUUCCGCGCAUAAUAUGUUGCAUCAAACAAUUCAAAUUGCAAUGGAGAAUCUACAGAACAUGAUGUAAACUGGGAUGUGAACAAACGAUGGUUUGGUCGCUUUUUAAUUCGUAUCAAUGCCUGUCCCGGUACAACCAGAAGGCUUAAUACGACCCAUAUAAUUCGAAUGAGAAGCAUGAGAGUAUUGUUUCUAAGGAGUAGUUGAUAUACAAACAUGCUUGAGCCAUUAUACAACUUGUCGGAUAAUUAUCUAACAUAUACGACACAAUCCUGUCAACAUCAUGCACGAACAUCACACGAAUACGAGUUUACAGAUGUCUCUAAGGGAAUAAAUAAACAGUUUAUUGAACAUGUAGCCCGAUGCCUCUACCUAGUAGUUAUUUUCUUA